GUGAGAAUUCCGCUCUUCAUCGCGUAGUGCUGUGCACCCCAAUAUCUUCACAUUCCUCUCCUUAAGUACUACCGACCGGGACUUGAAAAGAUUCAGAUCCAGUUCCGCACCCGAGCGAAAGGAACAGAAAUCGGCCGUGCCGACGACGAUCUUCUGCCCCGUGCGUCAAUCCAUCAAUCAAUUAAUCCCUCUUUCAUCCGAACGAUCCGAAACAACAUUUUGACUUCCCAAGACCAGCCCAAAUAUUUAAAGCGAGCAAAAUGCCUUUGUGGGGGACGAAAUCCAGCCAGGAGAGCGAUAACGCUGCGCUAGAAAGCGAUCCCAAGAAUGACCCCGUUGCGUCCGCGUCUCAGGCUGCGGGGACGGAAUGGCUGGCCGGACAUUUGAACCAUCUCACCGAGGAUCAGGAGAAGAAAUUGCAGGAGUUCAAGAAACUAUGUGAAGAAAAUGGAUAUUACAAGCCCGCGAGUGACAAGGAGGCGGCGAGCCAUGAUGAUGCGACCAUCCUGCGGUUUCUGCGCGCCCGCAAGUUCGACGUGAAUGGCGCUUGGGGCCAGUUCAAGGAUACCGAGGAUUGGCGCAAGGAGAAUGCCAUCGAGAGUCUGUAUGAGAAUAUCGAUGUAGAGUCAUAUGACGCCGCGAGGAGGAUGUACCCUCAAUGGACCGGUCGCCGGGACCGCCGUGGUAUUCCCGUUUACGUGUUCGAGAUCAAGCACUUGAACAGCAAGAACAUGGCCGCUUAUAAUUCCACCAUGACCGAUCCCUCCGCAACGGCGGAAACGCACAAGUCCUCCACAGUACCACAGCGUCUUUUGCGUCUCUUCGCCCUCUACGAGAACCUCCUCCGUUUUGUCAUGCCCUUGUGCUCACAAUUGUCUCGCCCGCAUCCCGACACGCCUAUUGUCAGUUCGAACAACAUUGUUGAUGUCAGUGGUGUUGGUUUGAAACAGUUCUGGAACUUGAAGGGUCACAUGCAGGACGCGAGCGUUCUGGCUACGGCGCAUUACCCGGAGACCCUGGACCGCAUUUUUAUCAUCGGUGCUCCUUCCUUCUUCCCAACCGUCUGGGGUUGGAUCAAGCGCUGGUUUGACCCCGUCACUACCUCCAAAAUCUUUAUCCUCUCUUCCGCGGAGGUCCUGCCUACUCUUAGCUCUUUCAUGGACCCGACCACUAUCCCUAAGCAGUACGGUGGCCAGCUAGACUGGCAAUGGGGCGACAUGCCCAACCUCGACGACGAGGCCCGGAAACUUGUCGGUGGGUUAGAGACUCCUCCCGCUGCGGGAGAGACCAAACCCAGUUUCAUCAAGGGGCCUGUCCUGUUCAAGGGUGAUCAUGUCGAGAUUCUGGGUAAGGUGAAUGGUGAGAGCCGAAAGAGCAGCGUUCCCGUGCCGGUAUCCCAAGCGGCUGAGUCCACCACCCCAGCCCCAGAGCAGCAGAAGUCGGACGAUGCUCUCGCCGCCGAGGUCAACGAGAAGCUCGACCUGAAUGGCGCCACCGAAAAGGCCAGCAACGGAGACGUCGCUGCUUAGUUGUCAUUGCAUUCUACUUGAAAUAUUUUUUUUCACAUGCUUAUAAUUCUUCUUCAAAGUCUCUGAAAAUCUGGCGUCAUGGUUAAGACUAGAUAUUGCAUGCAUGUCUAGACAAGUCAUCUUCUACAUUUUUGUGUUCAUUCUUCAUUUUCAU
Messenger RNA from Aspergillus caelatus, 1683 nucleotides. Its product is annotated as SEC14 family lipid-binding protein. The record is from RefSeq and is a predicted model, not a curated record. NCBI's taxonomy places the organism in Eukaryota, Fungi, Ascomycota, Eurotiomycetes, Eurotiales, Aspergillaceae. The transcript is spliced from 4 exons. Bases 261 to 1529 code for a protein of 422 amino acids.